CUUUGCGCUCGGCAUUGUGGCCAGCCAGCCGGGCACUCGGGGGGCACGCGCGGCCGCCGCUCGAGCUCUGCCCCCACCCCAACCGCCAGCAGAUCUGGGGUGGGGACCCAGGCGGGGGCUCUUGCAGCCACUGCCCGGUGCGGACUGCACGUAGAGACCCACUCCUUCAGGCGCCGAAAAACGAGCCACGGAGCCCUCCGCAGCCGACCGGCCUCCCCGCCCCUGACUAUCCGCUUCCCGGCUGCCUUUGUGGCUGCACCUUCUAGCUGCCGAGCAGAGAGCCGGCUGGGGCGCGGCGCGCACGGCGGAGCGAUGCCCAGCUCGCUGUUUGCAGACCUGGAGCGCAACGGCAGCGGCGGUGGCGGGGGAGGCGGUGGCGGGGGAGGCGGCGGCGGUGGCAGCGGCGGGGGAGAGACUCUGGAUGACCAAAGAGCCCUGCAGCUUGCUCUCGAUCAGCUCUCCCUGUUGGGACUGGACAGUGAUGAGGGCGCCUCUCUGUACGACAGCGAACCGCGCAAGAAGAGCGUGAACAUGACCGAGUGCGUGCCGGUACCCAGUUCCGAACACGUCGCGGAGAUCGUAGGGCGGCAAGGUUGUAAAAUCAAAGCUUUGAGGGCGAAGACCAACACUUACAUCAAGACCCCAGUUCGCGGGGAGGAGCCUGUCUUUGUUGUGACGGGCAGGAAGGAGGAUGUGGCUAUGGCUCGGAGGGAGAUCAUCUCUGCCGCAGAGCACUUCUCCAUGAUCCGAGCCUCUCGAAACAAGAACACGGCUCUCAACGGCGCUGUGCCCGGACCGCCCAACCUGCCGGGACAGACCACUAUCCAAGUGAGGGUGCCAUACCGCGUGGUAGGGCUCGUGGUGGGGCCAAAGGGCGCCACGAUCAAGCGUAUUCAACAGCAGACACAUACAUAUAUUGUGACACCCAGCCGAGACAAGGAGCCGGUUUUCGAGGUGACCGGGAUGCCAGAGAACGUGGAUCGCGCUAGAGAGGAGAUUGAAGCUCAUAUCGCGCUGCGCACCGGUGGCAUCAUCGAGCUGACAGACGAGAACGACUUCCAUGCCAAUGGCACAGACGUGGGCUUUGAUCUGCAUCACGGGUCCGGCGGGUCCGGACCGGGCAGCCUCUGGAGCAAGCCCACCCCAAGCAUCACUCCUACACCUGGCCGCAAGCCCUUCUCCAGCUAUCGCAACGACAGCUCCAGCUCUCUUGGCAGCGCAUCCACAGACUCUUACUUCGGUGGUGGGACCAGCGGCAGCGCAGCUGCCACUUCACGCCUGGCGGACUACAGCCCUCCCAGCCCUGCACUCAGCUUUGCUCACAAUGGAAACAACAACAAUAACGGCAAUGGCUACACCUACACAGCGGGGGAAGCCUCAGUACCUUCCCCGGAUGGGGGUCCUGAGCUGCAGCCUACUUUCGACCCAGCUCCCGCCCCACCACCUGGAACACCCCUUCUCUGGGCCCAGUUCGAGCGGUCGCCUGGAGGUGGAUCUGCCGCACCAGUAUCCUCUUCCUGCUCUUCCUCGGCAUCCUCAUCUGCCUCCUCGUCCUCUGUGGUCUUUCCCGGGGGUGGCGCCAGCAGCACACCCUCCAAUGCCAAUCUGGGGCUGCUGGUGCACCGCCGACUGCACCCCGGCACCAGCUGCCCGCGCCUGUCUCCGCCCUUGCACAUGGCCACGGGGGCGGGAGAGCACCACCUUGCUCGCCGCGUGCGCAGCGACCCGGGAGGUGGAGGCUUGGCCUACGCUGCCUAUGCUAAUGGGCUAGGGACGCAGCUCCCUGGCCUGCCCUCCUCGGACACUUCGGGCUCCUCCUCGUCCUCUAGCUCCUCCUCCAGCUCUUCCUCCUCUUCCUCCGGGCUGAGGCGCAAAGGCAGCCGCGACUGCUCUGUGUGCUUCGAGAGUGAAGUGAUCGCUGCGCUGGUGCCCUGUGGCCACAACCUCUUCUGCAUGGAAUGUGCCAACCGCAUUUGUGAGAAGAGCGAGCCUGAGUGUCCCGUCUGCCACACGGCGGUCACUCAGGCCAUUCGCAUUUUUUCCUGAAGGCAGUGCGCGCGCGCGUGCACUGCAGGGAAGGAGGGUCCCCUCCUUAGACCCUCAUUCCCUAGGGCCUACCUGCCCAGAUGCCUCUGGUGCCCGCCUCUUUCCACCCCACCCUCCUCACUCUCAGAGAUCCCAGAGGAGCUUGGAAAGCUGUAGUAUCCGCUCAUUUUUAAAAUGUCAUUUUUAAACAAAGGAACUUGCCAGGAUCUCUGCAUCAGGAGUACUGUAGCCUCCGAACCACCUGAAUUGCAUGCUCUAUAAAUAAUAGGAACGGCGACAUUCUAGUAAGGAUAGUUUUUACACUGUACUUAAUAGGAAGCUUCCAAAAGAAAACCCCACAAGUUUUCCAUUUUCUUGAAGUAGAAAAAUGAACAGUAAUUAUGAAGAUGAUUAAUAAUUGUGCUAUGGGAUGUGUGGACUGUUUUGUGUGUUUCCCUUUGUGGGUGGGUUCCUACAGCGCUCGUUCUAGAACACAAGUGGAUCCUUUUUGAAUGUUCAUGGAAGGGCCAGGAGUUCUGUACAGCCAGGACCCUGCAGCUUUAUUAAAGUUAAAACUGUAACAUAUCUCUUAUAUAUUAAAAAAAAAACCUUUAAAAGUUUUAAAGAGAAAUUGCAUUAAUACAGAUUGAAGUAUUUUAUUCUUUUUUUGACUUGAAAAAUUAUAUUUCAUAUUGCAAAGAUGUUUACAAGUAUUUUAAUUUAAGUUCAGUGAACUUUUUUGUAGCUGGGUUAAAUCUUUUUAUUUUUAGUAUGGCCUUAUGGCAAAGAACACUGUAUUAUUUUAAUAAUCACACAAUUGUGACGGAUUACAAAAACCAUAAAAUGUAUAACGUUUUGAGCAGUAUUCUGUUGGGAUGGAGAUUUUAUAGGUUCAGACAAAUCUUCUAGAUCCGCUUCACCCAGCAUAUUUUCUAUUCAGUGAUAUAAAGCAUAUUUUAUUCUAUAUUAUUACGAAAAAUGGAAAUGUAUAAACAUGUCAAAAGGAACAGUUGAUGCUUUCUAACAUUUGUAUAAAUAGAAUUCAGUGCAAAUUACAGAAAUUCUGUUGCACCGCUAUAGUUUUAGUGUUUCUAUUUUAAUACAUUUGUUUACCACUCGUUUAUGUAUAUGUAGGUGAUGUUACCUGAGCUUAAAUGUACUUUACUGAGCAAAGUUUAAAAAAAAACAAAGUAUAUUUUAUUUUAUGAUAAAGGGCCUUUAACCUCAUGGUCAAAUACUAAUAUUAUAUUUGCUGAGACAAGAUUUGAAAUUGUAUCAAGAGUUUUAUUUUUCUGACAUUUAAAGUUCUACAUAAUAAAGGUAAACUUAAGUAAUGGUGCUACUUCAUUUUUUAAGUAUUUCUAUAUAAAUAAAACAUUGAAGAAAAA
Arvicanthis niloticus (Nile rat) is the source of this 3413-nucleotide messenger RNA. RefSeq names its product mex-3 RNA binding family member B (gene Mex3b). The record is from RefSeq and is a predicted model, not a curated record. Gene Ontology annotation, molecular function: RNA binding. NCBI's taxonomy places the organism in Eukaryota, Metazoa, Chordata, Mammalia, Rodentia, Muridae.